AUGAAGUUCACCACCCUAAUAACCACCCUCACAACCACCUCCACCACCAUCCUCGCAUACAGCAUCCCACCACGUAACGCGGACAUCACACCUCUCCACCACCGCCAGCAACAAGAAACCCUCCAACAAACUCCCAAAGACUCCUCAAAGAAAUGCACAUUCCGCUCCACGCACCUCCAAUACUGCAACGCCUCCACCCCGCCCCGAACAUCCUACAUCCAAAUCCGCACCAUCUCCCUCCCACCACCGCCCUCUGCACCCCAGCACGCCCGGUUCGUCAACGUCGCUGCGCAGCGGCCGGGGAAUGAGAAUGGGUAUGUGAAGCUAGAGAACAGCAGGGACGUAGAGGAAGGGUAUGAAAUUCAAGGUGUGGGCGAUUUAGAGGAGGAUGAGGCGCCGUUGAGGGUUUGGGCCGAGGGGGAUGAGAUGAGGUUCGAGUAUAAGGGCGAGGUUUGGGGGACUGGAGAGGAGGAGAGGGAGGAUUAUUGGUGCAAGAGUGGGGUUUGGGAUCAGACGUACGGUCGAUUGCAGCUUCUACUGUGGAUCAUGAUGGACUGGAUUCCACCCUUGGCUUUGACACGCGCAAGGGAUCACUAAAGAAA
Molecule: messenger RNA, 602 nt
Organism: Aaosphaeria arxii CBS 175.79
Lineage: Eukaryota; Fungi; Ascomycota; Dothideomycetes; Pleosporales
Exons: 2
Coding region: 1-597 (198 amino acids)
Source: RefSeq, a predicted model, not a curated record